This is a messenger RNA of Patella vulgata (common limpet), 3669 nucleotides long. RefSeq lists its product as uncharacterized. The record is from RefSeq and is a predicted model, not a curated record. Bases 139 to 909 code for a protein of 256 amino acids. Lineage: Eukaryota; Metazoa; Mollusca; Gastropoda; Patellidae. The transcript has 6 exons.
GCCUGUAACUGUAAACAACAUGGUUGUUAACCAGCCUUGCCAGAAGUGUAUAUCAAAACAUGAUUAUAGAAAGUUGUCAUUAAACUGACGAAUUCGAGUUAUUUAUUUAUAUACUUUUCUAUGAAAUAAUUAGAUACCAUGGGAAAUGGUGUCAGCAGUAAUCCAAGGGAAGGGGCACCUGCUAACCCUCGUUUAGUAUAUUCAGAAAAUUUGUCGCACAAUAAUAAAAAGCCAAUGAUUUUAGAUGCCCCAGUAUUAGUUGAUGUUGAUCACGGUUCUGUAAGAUACAGAUAUGGUCCCUAUACUGAUGAACCUGUUGAUAAACGAAAGAGAAUAGAAAGACCUUAUGCUGGAACAGAAACAGUGGAUAAAAAGCAUUAUUUUUAUCAUGCUAGGUUAAAAUCACAAGAUAUUAAUGGCAAUAAUGAAGAUGACUUUAAAAGACUUUAUGUGACUAAAGGACCAGCUAAAUCUAAACAGAAGUUUUUAUAUUAUGUUUAUGGUAAAGGUUUAGAUGCUGAAGAUGGAUUAAAACUUCACCCUACUCAAAAUAAAAUAGACAGAAAAGAUUUUGCCUGGCCAGUCACAAGAAAUCAGAAUGAUUUAUAUUAUUGUUUACAUUUUUUACCACAAGACCAGGAAUUGAAGACAGAAUCAAGUGAUGAAGAUAAACUUAUGUCAGAAUUAGAAUCUACUCCUGAUAAAUCUUCUAUUGUAUUACAGAUUAAUGAAAAUGACAAAAUUUCUACAUUGAAAGCUACACUAGCUGUAAAGUUAUUGAAGGCUGCUAGUAAUUUGCAUGUUUUUGAUAAUAAUAGGGAAAUGAGGAAUGAAGAUGUCAUUGGUGAUUUACGAGAUGACAAUCAAGAAAAGUUCAAGGUCUUCAAAGUUCAAUUAUUAAGAAUCUGAUUUAAUGUUGAUAUUAAAUUGAGAAGAGUAAUGUUGAUUGAUAAAUCUACUUGAACCUUUAUACAAAACAUGUAUGAAUUAAAAGUGAUAAACUUAAAUAUAGCCAAUAUCUUGAUAGGUGUAUACGUAAUAUUUUAUCAAUUGUUAUUUUGCUUUGAAAUGAAAAAUUAUUUUUACAAUUUUGCACUUUUGUAUGGUAAGAAAUGAAUGAUCAUUUCACUCAAUUUUACAUUUAGUGUCUGCCGUCUUCCAAAGAAAGCAGGGGACUAUUAAAAUGGGUCUGUCUCUCUAGUGAAGAUGUUCAUUGGAAUUUAUUGACUGCAUCCAGUCAUGAGCUAAGAAAAUUGAUUUGUCAAUGCUUUUGAACAAGGUAAUUUUGAGUUAAGUGUUGAAACUUGGAGUAUAGUUUUAUCAUAACAAAGCCUUGACCGCACCUGAUAAUUAGCGAUUUUUGCACUGAUUAAAGGUGCAUUAUGUAAGUUUAGAUAAAGAGCUGACAGUUCUCUCUGUCAUACUUAAAAAAUAGAUAAUGAAAAGGGAAUAUGUAGAAAGUUUUCGGGGGGGGGGGGGCUGAAUAUACUUGGACCCCCCCAAAAAAUUUACAUAGUAGGCGCCAAACUCCUAUUAUUUACAACAAUUAUUAGGAUUAGUUAAGAUUCUAUCUGUAUAAAACCUGUACAUAUCCCAAUAUGGUUUACAUUGCUAAAAUAAAACACAGAGAGAAUCAUCCUGGAAACAUGUGUGAAGUGAAACGUAACUGUGUUCCAUAAAAUUAUGUCUAGUUAGUCUGUUAGUGUCAGUAAUAUUUUGUUAAUUUUUUUCUGCCACUUAUCAGAGUGAAUCGCAUGUAGGUAUCCAAAAACAUUAUCGCCUAAACCAAAUAUUUAUCGCCCGCUCAGCCAGCAACGUAACAAUAAUGCUUUGCACGCGGUGUCUUCGUAGACAGCAUGGCCACAUGGUGUUUGUUUAUAUUUUUUAGGGGUUUUAAAAAUGGGUUAGGGUUAGGGUUGCGGACCCCCCCAAUAUAUAUUUCACAGCUACGCCUCUGGUUGCAUAAUGCCUGUUUAAGCAGAGUGAUAAAUAAUCUGAUUGCUUAAUAUUUUGUAAAAACACAAAUGUCAUCUAUUUAUUUUUGUAUUAAGGUGGGGGACAUCAUUCUUUCUGGCGGCUUAUUUCAUUAAACAUGCAUUAUGUAAGAGCCUAUUGCAUGACCUUUUUUUAGACCUGGAAUGUUACAUAAAUUAUUAUAACAAGACCAUACUCAACUCUCCAUGCCAUCGGAUGCGUGCAGCAAUAUUUAAUGGAUUCAAAUACGUUUUGUGGUGGAUGAAAUAACCGUAAAAAUAGUUAAUCAAGAUUUUGUCUAUUAUCGUAACAGCAGUAUUAAUGACAAUUGAGGUUAGCCUAAGAUUAAAUCGCCGAUACCUUGGCUCAGAAAAUUUGACUGAAAUUUUCAACAUAUUUUCUUUUUGUUAUCUAUUUUCAACUAUUAUAGCUAGAACUGUCAGCUCUUUAUCUAAUCUUACCUAAUGCCGCUUUAAUAUUUUCAAAAAUAUAUGUUUAAAAAUAAUAUAUUUUAAAUCAGUAUUUCAAAAGUAAGUAUUAAGGAUUCUAAUCGUCAUUUGUGCGAUUUUGAAUCUUUUUCUGUAACAUUAUUGAUCUCUAAAAGUGAUUGAAAAUUCCAAAAGUUGGUCAAUUCUUUUCAGUAUUUACAAAGAUACGAUAAAUUAAAAAAAGUUGCAAUGUUCGGCAUCCUAUUCAAAAGAGAUGUAAACGAAAACUUUCAAAAUUCAAACCCAUGCAUUUGAAUUUUUUUUACGACCUCUUUUGUCCCUUUUGACUAAAUGCUAUGGCCAUUUUGACUAUUGAUUAUGGUUUUGAAUGGUUUAUGACCAUAUGUUUAGAUUAUUGAAGCUAAAGUCUUUUGAUGGACAUCUUUUUAAUAAUAAUAUUAUGAUUGAAUCCAAACAAGAAGAUUACCGAUUCUUGAUAUUUUGAUUUUGUUUUCUUCAUCCAUUAUCAAACAAUCAAUCUGAGUAAAUUUUAGCAUGGAAUAAGCUUGGGUGACUAAUGAUAUAUUUGGACUAAGAACAUAUUCAAACUAAUUAAUCUAUCAAAAAUUUGCUUCAAAUCCAUCUCAAAGCAUUGUAGCCUAUUUGCGAGGAAAUACCCCAAGCUAUAAAAAAAUCUAUUUUUAGAAGCCAUGCUUUCUGGUAACUUGAUUGAGAGAGGGUCUAUGUUCAGAAUGUAUUUGUUGUUACUUACUGUCCAUUUACCAUUCAUAUUGAAGCCUAGGUAAAUUCAUGGAUUGUCAGUCUGUUGUACAUUUAAACCCAUCAAUGUCUCCCAAACCUCCUAACCAUUCGAUCAAGAAAUAACAACCGCUCCCUAAGUUGAGCUGGCAGACAAUAAUCCAUGGGGCUGCCAGUUAGUGAUACCCUGAUAUUUUUGCCCAGUGCUUUCCCCACAGGUGUUUUUCAGGGAAUCCAGUAAUUUUCCUAGUAAGAUGAGGCGUCUCUAGUUUCCAUACUAAAUUUGCCAUACUGUUAUUGGAAAUAACUUUCCUAUAAAUGCUUUUGUGAGAAUGAAACUUUAAGCACUGGUGAUUUAAUAAAGUCAUAUUUAGCAGCUUGAACAAUAAAUGGAAUUGAAACCUGUUCUUGAUUAUAUCUAUUCUUUAUAUAUUUUAUAAACUUACACAUUAUAAUGUAAAGUGCAAUAUAAUAUACCUAUAUGUGGUUAUAAAAGUCUUAAAAUUUG